Phodopus roborovskii (desert hamster) is the source of this 6530-nucleotide messenger RNA. RefSeq names its product tudor domain containing 6 (gene Tdrd6). The transcript has 5 exons. The coding region runs from base 171 to 6530 and encodes 2119 amino acids. Lineage: Eukaryota; Metazoa; Chordata; Mammalia; Rodentia; Cricetidae. The record is from RefSeq and is a predicted model, not a curated record. Gene Ontology annotation, biological process: spermatogenesis.
CGGUUGGCCAGCCGCCGGCUGCUACCAGUCGCGAGUCCCCGAGGCCCUGUGCCGGGCACUUGGCCGAAGGGUCGCCUCUCUAGGCGUCCUUUCCCUUGCGUUGGUGACCGGGGCCUGGCUCGGUGGGACUGUCUCCGGACGCACGGGGAAGCUCUGCACCAGCUGUAGACAUGAGUUCGACUCCCGGGCUGCCCACUCCGGGGGCCUCCCUGGCCCUGCGGGUAUCCUUCGUGGACGUGCAUCCCGAGGUGAUCCCGGUGCAGCUGUGGGGACUGGUGGGCCAGCGGCGGGAAGAGUAUGUGCGGCUGAGCCGGGAGAUCCAGGAGGCCGCAGCCACGCGCGGCCCAUGGGCUCUGGGUGGCGCCUCGGCAUCGCCAGGAGAGCUGUGCCUGGUGCAGGUGGGACUCAUGUGGCACCGCUGCCGCGUGGUCAGCCGUCAGGCGCAGGACAGCCGCGUCUUCCUGCUGGAUGAGGGUCGCACCAUUACGGCUGGCGCUGGCUCGCUGGCACCGGGGCGCAGCGAGUUCUUCCACCUGCCCUCGGAGGUGCUGGGCUGUGUGCUGGCCGGCCUGGUGCCCGCUGGCGGCGGUGGCACGGGCGGUGGUGAACCCCAGCACUGGUCCUCAAGUGCCGUGGACUUCCUUAGCAACCUGCAAGGUAAGGAGGUGCACGGACGGGUCCUGGACGUACUGCUCCUCCAUCGCCUGGUGCUGCUGGAAGUGCCUGUCGUGUCUCAGCAGAUGGAGGAGCUGGGCCUGGCCAGGCAGGUGCCGGACAGUCUCUUCUGUUCGCUGCUCAAGCGCUACCUGACUGCAGCUGGGCUGGGCUGCUCUGGAGCUCCAGUUCUCCCCCGAGCCGCCCCCAAACAAGAGCAUCCUGGGUUAGAUUACUUCUAUCCCCAACUGCAGCUGGGAGUGACGGAGCCUGUGGUCGUAACCCAGGUAUGCCAUCCCCACCGCAUUCACUGCCAACUCCGGAGCCUCUCGCAGGAGAUCCACCGCCUCUCUGAGAGCAUGGCCCAGGUAUAUCGGGCCUCCACGGGGACAGAGGAUGAGGACUCUGGCAGUGCCACCUGGGAGGAGAAGGAGGAGAGCCCAGACAAGCCGGGGUCUCCAUGUGCCUCCUGUGGCUUAGAUGGACAGUGGUACCGGGCUCUCUUGCUUGAGACGUUCAGGCCUCAGCGCUGUGCCCAGGUGCUUCACGUCGAUUACGGAAGAAAAGAGCUCGUGAGCUGCAGCAGCCUUCGCUACUUGCUGCCUGAGUAUUUUCGAAUGCCUGUGGUGACCUAUCCCUGUGCAUUGUAUGGACUCUGGGACUGUGGGAGAGGCUGGUCUCGGUCACAAGUAGGUGAUCUGAAAGCUCUGAUCCUGGGCCAGGCGGUGAAUGCGAAGAUUGAAUUUUACUGCUCCUUUGAGCACAUGUAUUAUGUCACCCUGUACGGGGAAGAUGGAAUCAAUCUCAACAGCGCGUUCGGAGUACAGUCCUGUUGCUUGGCUGACCGAUUUCUUCAGAGCCAGGGGAUAGAGGAGGAAGAGGAGGAGGAAGUGGAGGUGACGGUCCAGUCUCAGUCCCCUGCGGAGGAAAUGGAGGAGGAAGUCUCGCUCCCAUCUUUACGAUCCAUCAGGUUGAAGAUGAACGCCUUCUACGACGCCCAGGUGGAGUUUGUGAAGAGCCCUUCUGAGUUCUGGAUCCGCCUGAGGAAGCACAAGAACACGUUCAGCAAGCUGCUCAAGAGGAUGUGCAGCUUCUAUUCGUCGGCGAGUAAGCUGGAUGGUGUCGUUCUGAAACCGGAGCCCGACGACCUGUGCUGUGUCAAAUGGAAAGAAAAUGGCUACUACCGGGCCAUGGUCAGCCGCUUAGACAGCAAGAGUGUGGAUGUGUUCUUGGUAGACCGGGGCAACUCUGAGACUGUAGACUGGUGUGACGUUCGGAUGCUGCUGCCUCAGUUUCGGCAGCUCCCGAUACUGGCUCUCAAGUGCUCGCUGGCUGAUAUCUGGCCUUUGGGGAAAACAUGGAGCCAGGAAGCGAUUUCAUUUUUUAAAAAGACAGUGCUCCACAAAGAAUUGGUGGUCCACAUUCUCGAUAAGCAAGGCCAUCAGUAUGUGAUAGAGAUUCUCGAUGAAUCCAGAACAGGCGAGGAAAACAUUAGCAAAGUCAUCGCUCAAGCUGGAUAUGCCAAGUACCAGGAAUUUGAAACCAAAGAAAACGUCAGACUCAGUGUCCAUUCCCCCGGGCACGGUUCAAGUCAGUUUACUGCAGAGACUAGCAAAAUAUCUUCUGCCAAGAAGGUCGAAGGAGACCAGAGAGCCAAGAAAGGCAAUAAAACCAUGUCUCUUUCUGAAGCUUUGGCCGAUACAGGAAACCUUUUCACCGGACAGACUGGGCAGGACAAGGAGAAGGUAACAUCUGAUUAUUCUCUCCUUACGCUGAAUUUCCUGAAAACGAUGCCAGACUGCUGUGGAAAAGGGGAGCUGGAAGUGGGCAGUACCGUUGAAGUGAAGGUGUCUCACAUCGAAUCCCCUGGCUCCUUCUGGUGUCAGCUGAUGAGGAACGCGCAGGGAUUCCGAACCCUGAUGUGUGAUAUUGAGGACUAUUGCAAGAGUGAACCAGCUCCGUAUGAGGGGGACACACGUGCUUGUCUGGCGAAGCGCGCAGCAAAUGGAAGAUGGUCCAGAGCUCUGAUCAGUGGCACACAGUCUUUGGAGCACGUCAGAGUGGUAUUUGUAGACUAUGGAGACAAAGAUGUGGUAUCUAUGAAGAACAUUCUCUCUGUUAGUGACCCGUUCCUCAAGGUUAGAGCUCAGGCAUUUCGGUGCAGUCUUUAUAAUUUAAUUCAGCCAACCGGUGACAAUCCCUUUGUUUGGGAUGAAAAGGCGGUACAGGCUUUUAGUGGUUUCAUAGACAACGCUUGGCAGAAUAACUUAGAAUUAAAAUGCACAAUCUUUGCUUUGGCGUCCAGGCAUGAUGAAGAGUGGUUCAAUGUUGUGGACUUGCUAACGCCCUUUCAGAGUGCCUGCCAUUUUUUGGUAGAAAAGAGACUUGCUAGGCCCGUGAGACUUCAGAAGCCUCUGGAACCCUCUGUUCAGCUCCAUUCUUACUACUAUUCCACGCAUGACCUAAAAAUAGGAAGUGAAGAAUUGGUGUACAUAACACAUGUUGAAGAUCCCUGGACAUUUUAUUGCCAACUAGCAAGAAAUACAAAUAUUUUAGAACAGUUAUCAUACAACAUUAUAGAACUAAGUAAAGCCUUGCUGAAUUUAAAAGCAUCCACCUUGAUCCCCGGAACUUUGUGCCUUGCCAAAUAUACUGAUGGGAACUGGUACAGGGGAGUAAUAACAGAGAAAGAGCCAAAUAAAGUCUUCUUUGUUGAUUUUGGGAACACUUAUGUAGCAAGUGAUCAUCUGCUUCCAAUCCCCCGAGAUGCCUAUGAUGUUUUGCUUUUACCCAUGCAGGCAGUUAAGUGUUCCUUAUCUGACAUUCCUCAUCACAUCCCAGAAGAAGUUACAGCUUGGUUUCAGGAGACUGUUUUAGAUAAGUCCCUGAAGGCUUUGGUGGUAGCAAAAGACCCAGAUGGACGACUGAUUAUAGAGCUCUAUGAUGAAAGUGUCCAAGUCAAUGCUAGUAUUAAUGAGAAGCUAGGGUUUCUUGGUUAUAAAAACACUACAAGAAAAAAUGACAAAGAGAAUGAGAUGAUUCUCUGCACGCCCGAAACCCUUGAAGAUGAGAAUGUGGUGAAGUCCUCACCUACAGAAUAUUUGAAUAAAUCAGGAGAGAGCAAACCACACAGUGGAGAGAUUAUGGGCGAACCGUGCAAGCCCAAGGUCAGCCCAGCGCGCACGGAGCUCAGAUAUCUACAAGGCUCGAUGAAGGCCAACCUAGUCCCAUAUCAGGACUCGAUGGGAAACAGAAAUGACGGAGGGUUUCCAUUAGCAAGAGAAAAGAAAGACGAUAUGUUUGCCAGCUCACCUGUGAGUGCCACCAAACUAGACUCCGCCCUUCCUGAGAGAAGAGUGGGGGAACCUGGAAGCAAAGAUCUGCCCCCAAAGUUCUGUGAGUUCCCACAGAAGACAAUAGCCCCAGGUUUUAAGACCUUUGUAUAUGUCUCGCAUAUUAACGACCUUUCCGAUUUUUACAUCCAGCUGAUAGAAGACGAAGCUGAGAUCAAUGGGCUUUCAGAGAGGUUAAAUGAUGUCAGAACAAGGCCCCAGUGUCACACGGGUCUUCCGUGGCAAAUUGGAGAUGUGAUAUGUGCCAUUUUUCCAGAAGACAACUUAUGGUACCGAGCAGUUGUCAUGGAACAACAACCCAAGGACCUUCUCUCUGUGCAGUUUAUAGAUUAUGGCAACAUGUCUGUGGUCCACACUAACAAAACGGGUAAGGUUGGUCCCACUGAUGCUGUGUUACCAGCUCUGUGCCUCCAUUGCUCCUUAAGGGGGCUUUUGAUACCCGGCAUAGUACGCUGUAAGGAAAUGGUGGACUACUUUACCCAAAGGACAGAUGAGGUACAGCUAAGAUGUGAAUUUGUUAAAUUCCAAGGUACCUGGGAAGUGAUUCUUGCAGACGAACAUGGAAUCAUAGCUGAGGAUAUGAUUAGCAGGUUUCCAUUCAGUGAGCAAUCUCCGGUGGGGCUUAGCACUCAUAUCACCAAAGGGGACUGUUUCAAGUCGGCUAACAAACUCAGCACCAACACUUCAGUGUUUCUUAACUGGUACAACCCCCAAACAAAGUCCAUAAGAGCCUAUGCCACCGUGAUAGACGGACCUGAGUACUUUUGGUGUCAGUUUGCUGACUCUGAAAAGCUGCAGUACUUAGAAACCGAGGUUCAAAGCGCUGCGAAGCAGCUGGCAGACCGAAGAAGCUGUACCCAGUGUCCCCGAACUGGAGAUCCGUGUAUUGUGAAGUACCGGGAAGAUGGGAAUUAUUACAGGGCCCUCAUCACUAAUGUAUGUGAAGACCACCUUGCAUCUGUCAGGCUUGUGGACUUUGGGAACGUUGAAGACUGUGUGGACCCCAAAGCACUUUGGAGCAUCCCGUCUGAACUUCUGUCUGUCCCCAUGCAAGCAUUCCCAUGCUGCCUGUCUGGGUUCACCGUCUCUGGUGGAGUGUGUCCUCAAGAAGGAAAUGAUUAUUUUUAUGAGAUAGUUACAGAAGAUGUAUUGGAAAUAACAAUAUUGGAAAUGAAAAGGGAUGUUUGUGACAUCCCCUUAGCAGUUGUGGAGCUCAAAAGCAAAGGCGAAAGCAUUAAUGAGAAGAUGAGCAGAUACGCUAACAUGGGCCUUCCCAAGAGUGACCUAUUCUAUGAUAAGCAUGGCACAGAGAGAGCGGUGGGCCUUGGACCCACCAGUCCUGACCUUGGCCUUAAGGUGCCAAGUCAUAAAAUGACACAAGAGAGGUCGUAUGUGGAAGGCCGGGCAGGUGAGCUCUCGGAGAUAAUUGAAAAGGAUUUGAACAUUGAAACGAAGCCAAGUAAGUUCUACCCACGUAGCACCCGGAACAUUUUUGAGGCUCUGGAGAACUCCCGCAGAGCUAAAAUGGGUUCUGAGAGGCUGGAGGGUAGCGUGGAUUACCAUACUGUGGACAGAGCCAAGUAUGACGAUAACUACCUCAUUACAGGGUUUAACCCAAUAAUGUCCCAUGCUAGUGAACCGAAGGAGUUACUGGAACUGAAUUCACUAGAGGUGCCACUGUCCCCCGACGACGAAUGCAAAGAAUUCUUAGAAUUGGAAUCCAUUGAGUUACAGCACUCCCCUAUCAGUGAGUUAGAGAAGGAGCUAGGACUGGAGCCUCCGAUGGCACCAUUGUCCCCAGGCUAUGAGGCAGGUGCCACCCUGGAACCAUUUAUGGUGCAGCUUCCCCUGGACUGUGAGGCUGAGAAGCAGCUAGAACUGGAACUCCCCACACCCCAGCUGUCUUUGGAUGACAGUAUAAGUCCUUUAUCGCCAAUCGCCAAUCAGAACAUCCAGGAGUCCCCGUGUGCAGAGGAUGACAGGAAGUCUAGUUGUAUGGGCUCGUCUGAUGAUGGCCACAGCAUAUCACCACUCUACCACGGGAAGAGUAGGGAUUCCCCGGCACAUGACGAAACGAGCCUGUUGGAAGAUGUGUUUCCACAAUUUGAAAGCAGAGAUGAUACUGCAUUAUUGUCACCUUUGUUCUCCGAGGAAGAAGCCAGGGACAGAAAGAAGUGCGGGCGCGCUCUACCAGCAGUCCAGCUACAGAGCACCUACACUCUGAAAGGCUUCUCUGUUGGAUCAAAAUGUGUCGUGUGGUCAAGCCUAAGGAACACGUGGUCUAAGUGUGAGAUUCUGGAACUAGCCGAAGAAGGAACACGGGUCUUGAACCUUUCAAAUGGUGAGGAGGAGACAGUAAGCCCAGAGAAUGUCUGGAAUGGUAUCCCCAAGGUAGAUAAGAACCCCUCUGAGGCUGGAUCCCAAACAGUGGAAAAGGACCUUUCCUUCAUGUCGUCUGCGGAUGACACCACCAUCAAAGAGGAGGAGUGUGGAGGUGAUGCCGAUUCAACUGCGGCUGUAUAG